GACCUUGUUUUUGUUGAUGUUUAAUGUGAGUGCGGCUGCGCGCGGCUCGAUGCGACCCGGCAGAACGAGGCGGUGACGCUCCGGUGUAGACGCGGACCGAGCCGACCGAGAGCCGACGGAGAACCGACCGAGAACCGACCGAGAGCCGACGGAGAACCGACGGAGAGCGCCCUGGCUCGUCGUCGGACGCUGCCAGCGAGGGCCGAGAAACAGAACGAGCAUAUCGCCAUUAUAUGAGCCAGUGUCCCGCGUCGCUUUCACCCUCCAUGUGGGUGAGGGAGCUGUGCGUCUCAGACUAUGGCGAGAAAAACAGUUAGCAGGAAGAGGAAGGCGGGGGAGCCCAAGGACCAACAGCAGCUGGGCUGGUGUCAAGCGCCACACAAGCGGAGCCGUGUUUCCUGUUGGGCGCGCCACGCCCAGCAGUGGUGGUGCGGCCGGCGCUCGGUGGUGUGCGCCCUGCGGGGCCGAGAGUUCAGACCCCAGCAGCAGCACGAGUUGCGGCUCCAGAGGAGCCUCCGGGGCUUCGCGGCCGGCCGGCUCCCCGCCAUCCUCAAGGAGAGAGAGUUCUCCCUGGGCCGCCUCAACAAGGUGUUCGCCUCCCAGUGGCUCAACCACCGGCAGGUGGUGUGCGGCACCAAGUGCAACACGCUCUUCGUAGCCGACGUCCUGACGGGGCAGAUCACUCGCAUCCCCAUGCUGAAGGACCGCGAGUGUCGUGGUGCCGGCUCCGGGGCGGCGGGGCGGCACCCCUUAGGAGGCGCCCGCGCCCGGCUGGACCAGCAGGGCUGCGGGAUCCACGCUAUUGAACUGAACCCCUCUGGAACGCUGCUGGCCACAGGAGGAGACAACCCCAACAGCCUGGCCGUCUACCAGCUGCCCACCCUGGACCCCGUGUGCGUGGGAGAUGAAGGUCACAACGACUGGAUCUUCUCCAUCGCGUGGAUCAGUGACAACAUGGCGGUGUCUGGGUCCAGAGACGGCUCCAUGGGCCUGUGGGAGGUGACGGAGGAGGUCCUGAGCCAGGCGGAGCGGAGUCAGAGCGAGGAGGCCGUGCCCUCCUACGCCCACAUCUCCCACCGCGCCCUCAAGGACAUCCCCAAGGAGUACACCAACCCCUACAACUGUAAGGUCCGAGCCCUGGCCUUCAACAACAACCACAAGGAACUGGGAGCCGUGUCUUUGGACGGUUACUUCCACCUGUGGAAAGCUGAGCACAACCUGUGCAAGAUCCUGUCCACCAAGCUGCCUCACUGCAAAGAGAACGUGUGCCUGGCGUACGGUCAGGAAUGGUCGGUGUACGCCGUGGGCUCUCAGGCCCACGUGUCCUUUCUGGACCCGCGGCAGCCGACACACAGCAUCAAGUCCGUCAACUCGAGGGAGAGAGGGAGUGGCAUCCGCUCGGUGAGCUUCUACGAGCACAUCGUGACCGUGGGCACCGGCCAGGGCUCCCUCCUGUUCUACGACAUCCGGGCCCAGCGGUUCCUGGAGAACCCUCUGAAUCCCGGCGGAGGGUACCGCAAGUUCCCAGGAGACGGCAUCCUCAAGCUCUCCACAGGGAAGGGCUGGCUGGUACCGAUCCGUCUCUCUUCAUUGUGUUUACAAAGAGGACGCGCGUGUUGUCCUUCCUUGUCUCCUCCCCUAACCGUCCUCUCCUGCUCUCAGAAUCACGAUGAGACGUGGAGGAGUUACUUCUCAGACAUUCAUUCCUUCCCCAACGCCGUGUACACGCACUGCUACGACGACUCCGGCACCAAGCUGUUCGUCGCCGGCGGGCCGCUCUGCUCCGGCCUGCACGGCAACUACGCCGGCCUGUGGAGCUAGCCUCCUCGCCUCCUCGCCACUCGAUCACUACGGCCUCGCCUCCUCCCUGCCGGCCCCUCCCCCUCUGCGCCCCUGCUGUUGCUCUCGCUCUUUGAGCCGUGUGUCGUUCCUGUUUGGGUCCACCGCCCUCAACGCUUCAGUUGCUCCUUACACUUAUUUCACUUUUCAUUAAAAUGUACAAACGAUUAACUCGUAAUGUUCAAGAGCUGCGAAGUCUGCCGCGAGGAACUCUUUGAGCUUUGAGAAGCAGCGAGGUUCAGGAUGAGGCUGUGUCGGGUCGCCGCCGCUUCCUCCUCAACUCCUUUGGGUUUUCUCACGGAAACGGACGGCAAUAAAAGAGAGAGGAAGAGAGGAAGAAGCGAGACUCAAGAGACGACUGAGUUGGAAGGACGUUGGACCGACCUCACCAAGGACUUCUCUCUCUUUGCAGGCGUGUGAACAGCCAAUCAGCACGGAGCAACGUUGAGGUCGUUGUUCUGAAUUAAUCCCAACAGAUGCUUAUUUUAUUCAGUGUGAUGUGACAGGUGUACCUGCUGAUACUCUACUUUUCUUUGUAUUUAUUUGCCCUUUACGCAGCUGGUCCGGGUGUUUAUAGCUGCUUCUUUUGAGGAUAGAUUGUCUCUUUGCCCUUUUGACCAGAAUACGUUGGAGCAGAUCGGACCAUCGGUGGUGUGUUCUGAUCCGUAACCUUCCGGUCUCCCUAGAACAUUUAGCCCGCGAUUUUAAGUCUUGAAAGCAAAUCAGAUCCGAUUAUUGAUCGAUUGAGAAGUCUUUAAUGUCCGGGGUUAAAGCCCCCCCCCCCCCCCCCCCAUGGGACUCCCCACAGGAACGAGGAGGUCAGUGCAGCUCCCUUGGAUCUCCUCCAGCACCACGGAGGCUCGGAGCUGGAGGCUGCAGGCACAUACGCUGUUGUCACCGGCGUAAAACAUUCUUCUUUCUUCUUUUUUGUACCAAGGAGUGAGUGACUGCUUGUUCCGGGUUCGGUGGAGGCCGGGUCGGCCUUCCUCCGGUCUUUCUGUGAAAGACUGCGACAGGUGAUCAUAGUUUUCCUUUUCUACAUGGAACUUUUCUCUAGUAUUCAGGAUAAUGACAUAUUGAAAAGAGAAACCCCAAUUACGACCACAAAUUGAACAAAUAUCCAACACUUUUACGGUGUAUUUUAUAUAUAAAUGUGUAUGUGUAAAAUACAUGGGGACAUCUGCAUCUGUCUGAGGAAGUGUUGGACUGAUCUGUCUACUUGGUGAUGCCGGUUGUUUUUAUACAUGCCUCGUGAAUGUUUUUACAAGUGACUAAAUCUGAGGAUAUUGUAAGAUAUAAACAUCUGAAAAAAACAAGCUAUUAAAUCUUUACAAAAGAGUAAAUAAAACAAUUAAAUGUA
Messenger RNA from Pseudoliparis swirei, 3199 nucleotides. RefSeq names its product DDB1 and CUL4 associated factor 12 (gene dcaf12). NCBI's taxonomy places the organism in Eukaryota, Metazoa, Chordata, Actinopteri, Perciformes, Liparidae. Gene Ontology annotation, cellular component: Cul4-RING E3 ubiquitin ligase complex. The record is from RefSeq and is a predicted model, not a curated record. Gene Ontology annotation, molecular function: protein binding. The coding region runs from base 298 to 1821 and encodes 507 amino acids. The transcript has 8 exons.